Messenger RNA from Naegleria fowleri, 1236 nucleotides. RefSeq lists its product as uncharacterized. NCBI's taxonomy places the organism in Eukaryota, Heterolobosea, Eutetramitea, Acrasida, Naegleriidae. Gene Ontology annotation, molecular function: heme binding; iron ion binding; monooxygenase activity. The record is from RefSeq and is a predicted model, not a curated record. The transcript has 4 exons. The coding region runs from base 1 to 1236 and encodes 411 amino acids.
AUGUUUCUCGUGGUCCUCUCGUCGACUCUUAUUCUCUUCAUCACGUAUCAUUUGUAUCAUUACACGCUUCAUCUCAAGGAAGUGAAUCGAGUAAAACACAUUCCAGGAUAUUCCUUUUAUUCCUAUUUCACGUUGAAGUUAUUUGCACCACAACAAGAUUUUCUCUUCUCUCCUCGAUCCCAAGAGUUGAAUGCUAAAAAGUUCGGAAAGCACAAUAUUUGGAGAAUUACAAUGGGAACAGAUACUAUUUGCUUUGUCGUUGAUCCCGAACAUUACAAAGAUAUUCUCGUUACAAAAGCCAAAUUAUUUAGAAAACAUCCAUUAUUCAAUAAUUUAAAUAUUGAUUAUAGAGUAAAGAAUGUAUUCACUGAUUAUGGAGAUUCAUGGAAAAGAGAAAGGCGAUUGACACAACCAAGUUUCUCAGAUGAGAAUCUUGCGAAAAUAUUGAAAGAACAUGUGCACCGUAUUUCGAAUCGUUUGGUGGAAAAGAUUUGGGAAAGAAGAAAUUUGGAAAAUAAUUGUGUAGUAAUCAAUGAUUGGAUGAGAAGAGUCACUUUAGAUGUAAUUUCUCAAGCUGGAUUUGGAGCUCAGUUUGAUUGCCUGGGAAAUGAAAAAGAUAUUCUCCCUCUCAUUGCUAAAACUAUUGUUCAAGUUUAUUCUGCAGGACUAUUAUUUAACAGAAGAUAUAUUGAGCCUCAUGCACAUGUUCAACAAAAACUAAGAGAAGAAGUUAUUCGAGAGGUGCCACUUGAAGGAAUUGACUUUGAUCUCUAUCAAAACAAGGAAAAGCUCAUUUAUGCGAGAAAUGUUCUUAAUGAGACUCUAAGGCUGAAAGGCCCUGUUCAUACAAACACCAGAUACACUUUAAAACCAGUAGAAAUUGCUGGAAAAACCGUACCAAAGGGUGUGACAGUAGAAAUGAAGUUUUGCGUAUCACAAAUGGACAAAGAAAUUUGGGGUGAAGAUACUCUGCAAUUCUGUCCAGAAAGAUUUGAACGACCAGAAAUCAAAGAUCUGCUGAAGCAGAAUAGAUAUGUUUUCAUUCCAUUCAGUAUAGGCUCAAGAACAUGUAUUGGAAUGAAGUUUGCAGAAAUGGAAAUUUUGGAUGUGAUUUGUAGAAUGGUUAGGAAUUUUCGUUUCCAAUGCCAAAAUCAAAGGGAUGUUAGAGAGGUUGCAGGAAUUACACUUAAACCAGCAGAUGACAUUGUGAUCAAAUUAGAGAGGAUCGAGUUAUAA